Paramisgurnus dabryanus is the source of this 2517-nucleotide messenger RNA. Its product is annotated as transmembrane protein 26. NCBI's taxonomy places the organism in Eukaryota, Metazoa, Chordata, Actinopteri, Cypriniformes, Cobitidae. The record is from RefSeq and is a predicted model, not a curated record.
UCUAGUUUGUUGGUUAGAUCUUGACUUUUCUUGACAUCUUGUACUAAGAAAAACAGCAAAUGUUGUAUAGCCUGUGUUAUUCUAGGUUCCUCUGGGGGUGUCUUAUCAAUCCCCAUGGUUCUGUUCUGGGUGGGAUUGUGGUGGAAACAGGGUGUGUAUGUGAAGUGUGGGUCUACCAGUGCUGUCUCAUAGGCUGGCUCCUCAUUGGAGAUAACUUUGUUCUUGGGGCCCUUACAGGCGACAUCAUAACAGAUGAUCACAGAGCAGCAGGAAAUGUUAUCUGUAAUACGUUCAAUAACAAUAACCCCACAACACACUUUUACGUACCCACGUACCCUUUUGCUCCUUCCCAAAAACUGCUUUUUAUCAGCUCUUGUGGUAGAGAAAAUGCACACACGCACAAACAGACCCAGAAACCUGAGGGGUAUAAGUGUAUGUCGUUUUAAAGGACUGUAUGGACAGAGGACUGUGGAUAUUAUAGAAACCCUACAGGACUAUAUUUUGUGAAGGGCAUUUUGGAAUUUUAAAUCUAGAUCAUCGAGUUGAACGCACUCAAGGUAAUUGUAAUUGUAUUCAUAAGAACAUAACAAUUCUUAGCAUAGACUUGACCAGGCAAAUUGUCUUAUUCGUAAUGAAGUGCCACUUGCAUUAUGAUGAGAAGUGAUGUUUGUUUGCCUCCUUAACGUUCACACUGAGCUGUUUACAAUAGGGAGAUGUAUUUUAAAGAUGAAGUGUAUAAUUUCUGUGCCAAUGGUGUCAUUAAUGCUUACCUGAACUCCUCUUAACUUCCUUUGGUAGGAAAAACCUAAAGUUUACACCAUUUGUUAAGGCAAUAUUGCUACAUCAGGGUGGUCUGCUGUGUUAUUUCUGCAUGGUCUGGAGUGCAUUGAUUGGACAAUGUGCAAGGUUCUGAACAUCUUAUUGGCUCUUUUAAGUCGCUUCCUGUUUGCCGUGCAUGGCGUGCUGACAGUGUGGCGAGUGGUAGAGGUGACAGGGGAGUCCUCCUAUUGGCUGCUGCUUAUGGGCGUGGCACUGCUGGGCGUCGAGAUGGCAGUCACAAUAAAAUACACACGCAACGCUGAAUGGAAAUGGUUCUCUCCUAUGGUCUUUCUUUAUCUGAGCACUGUGAUUCCCUCUAUCUGGUUCCUGGAGCUGAACCUCGUGCAGUCAAACCUGCCCAUCAAUUCCAGCAGCUCUGAUCCGCAAUUCUUCUCCCAGAUUCCUAUGACUAUGGGGUUGGAGGAACUUGAUCCUGAGAACUGGGUGGAGGCUUUGGAGCAGACCAUGUUGAUUGUUUUGGUCCUGGGCCGCUGGCUGAUGCCGAAGGGCGACAUGUCACGAGACCAGCUUUCCCAACUCCUCAUGGUUUACGUGGGGCUCGGGGCUGACAUCUUGGACAUCUUUGACACAUUUAAGGAACCGCAAGUGAAAACCAAGCAGACAGUGAUCAUCGUUGGGCUAAGUUUGUUCUCUUGGGCCUUGAUGCAAUUUCCACUCGUUCUAACCCAGACCAGUUGCCCCAGUGUCCAGGGGGAAUCCCAGUCAGAGAUCACCCAGCCUGGGUUAACUGCCUGUAACAACAUCUGCUGCUCCAGUGAAGUCUGGAGCAUCUUGCUAACGGUCGGUCUGCAGGAUGGACCAUUCCUCAUUUACCGCCUGUACCUCAUGAUAUUUGAAAGUGUUCUGAACCAGCUGAUGAUCUUCUUCACGUGCAAGAACAUCAUCAUUGUGCUUUUAGAGGUCUACAGGAUCUGUGUGGUGCACUUUGAGCAGAACAGGCCUGAAGGUGGAAAACAGUCACAUGAACAAUCCCAUAACCAGUCAGAAGAGGCUGUAGAAGCCAGCUUUCAGGAAUAAUCUAUCUAUCUAUCUAUCUAUCUAUCUAUCUAUCUAUCUAUCUAUCUAUCUAUCUAUCUAUCUAUCUAUCUAUCUAUCUAUCUAUCUAUCUAUCUAUCUUUAUUUUUAAAACUUUACAGGUUGUAGUAGCUCUACUGACCAGCAGAUGGCAACAAACUCUUUGUAAGAAUCAACUCUAUAAUGAAACAAGAAAUUGCUAUGACUGUUAUCAUGAAGCAUCUUGACCUGUACCUUGACAUGCUCUCUCUGCACCCAGCAACCUGUGACAUCUAACAAAAGAUCAACAGAGAACACAUUUGCUUUAUUUUUCCAGCUUUCUGAUAUUUGUAAAUGUUUUUUCCAUGGCUGUUUCAUUACUCAUAGUUCAAACCUUUCUUCUGCGCUGAGCUCUUGCGUCUCUUUGACUGUGAAAUGUUUUGUUGAAGUACUUUCACGCAACCCGAAAUAGCACGCUGCCAAAUACGGUGCGAUGCGAAUACACAGUUCUUGUCAGUUAUAAGAUUACAUGCAGAACACAAUGUUACCAUUUGUGAUUUAUUAUAAAACAGCAAUUAAGAUAUCACUUAGAAUAAAACACAUAUCAUACUGUAGCAGUUGUUGUUUGUUUUGACACACUUUGUGAUAACAGGACAAACAAAAAAUGGAGAAAAAAAAUGGUUG